AUUAGCGAGAGCUGACAGUGUCAGCUACUUCCUGCUGCCGAUUUUUUCGCUGAACCCCUACUGAGGAAAUCAGAAUGUUGGCUUCUACAAAGCCAACAUAAUAAACACGUAUAGUCACACCAUUGUAGCAGUGUUACAUGCAGUAGGCUAUAAGAUGGCGGCUCAGUUGACGCAUUCGCUCCAAUGUACUGCCGUAUACAAGGCGACGUCUAGUGGAUAAUAUCUAUGGAGGGCGACUUACAAGAAGACCUCCAGAAAUGAAACUGCUGUGCCUUCCUUUUUGUGAUCGCGUACCUCUUCCUCUGGGACAUGAGUUUUAUCCUGAAUAGUUUUUUUUAUUUCGAAAUUUUGUGACGAAAAAUGUUAUGAGUGAAACUGUUUAUUUCUGAUUAGUUAAAGUCUGCACUGUAAAAUGGAGGACUACAGCGCUGUAUGCAUUGGUUUUCUUUUUUUCACAUGUCCUGUUCAACGUUCUUCAGCAGCUCUCUGGCUGGCAGCCCCCACCUUCCAGAUGGCUCUUGUCGCACCUCGUUGGAAUCGUUUCCUUAUUGGCUAAAGAGAUAUCAGGGUCCCGGAUCAUGAAAUUGCUACUGGCUGGAACAAAUGCCAAACAAACGGAGGGUGGGCCGAACGGAAUGGAGAGCCAUCAUUGGCUUCUAAGCUGUCUAUCUCUGCUCUACGAGCACCGAUUGGCUCAUGUGAGGGCUUGUUUGAUUCCUAAUAGUCUGGACUACAAAUCUGACACCGAAUUGUAGUUUUCUAAGCCUCCAAUGAGAAGUGAGAGCCCAAACAAUGGACGGAAGUGAACUACCGCUUACGGUUUUCGGUCAGAAAAGUAAUUAUUGCGAAGCGACCAAAGCGAUUUGGAUUAAAAGGCUUACAUAUUCCGAUUCCUUGGACUCUUGGGGAUUUAUUAGAAAUGUUUGUUUUGGAAAAUAUUACCCCAGUGAAGAAAGGGAAGCGUUUAAAGACACACACUCUCUGCAGUUCUUGUACACUGCUGUCACACCAGGAGAAAAUGUCACUGCUGUUGGUCUGCUGAAUGGAGAACAGAUUGUGUACUAUGACAGUAACAUAAAGAAGAUGAUCCCAAAGACAGAGUGGCUACAGAAGAUCAGUACUGAUGAUACAAAUUACUGGAACAGAGAAACAGAGCGUGUUAAGGAUCAUCAGUACCAACUCCAAGACAUUGUGACAACAAUGAAAAUAUUGAAUCAAGCUGAAGGUGAUCAUACACUCCAGUGGAUGUUUGGCUGUGGGCUUGAUAACGGCACCAUUAGAGGAUACAGUCAGUACCGUUAUGAUGGAGAAGAUUUCAUGAGUCUGGAUCUGAACUGGAACCAGGAACUUGGAAAUGGAAACUGGAUUGCAGCUAAUGAGAAAGCUGGGAUCUUUAUAAAGGAGUGGAAUCAUAAAGGAGAAAAUGCUAUAUACUGGAUGAACUACCUGAAAACCGAAUGCAUUGAUCAGUUAAAGAAGUUUGUGCCUCACGGCAGAGAGACUCUAGAGAGUAAAGUUCAUUCCGAGACGCCAGUGUGCCAGAAACUCUCGCCUUUUCCAGAGCUGGUGUGUAACGCUACAGGUGUCUUCCCCAAACCAGUGAUGAUCUCAUGGAUGAAGGACGGAGAGGACAUGCAUGAGGACGUGGAGCUCAGAAUGUCUUUAAUAAACCAGGAUGGAAGCUUCCAGAUGAGAAGCAUUAUGAAAGUCUCAGUUGAGGAGCUGCAGAAACACAACUACACCUGUGUGAUUCAGCACAGCAGCUUGGGGAAGGAGUUAGUGCCGAAUGUAAACAAGCACCGAACCCGGAGAGAUGUAGAAUCAUGUAUAGGAUCAGGUGGAGGAUCAGAUCGAAGGCAUGUUGGUGUCAUUGUUCCUGCAGUCGUCACUCUCCUUGUUCUCGUUGCUUUUGUUGGAAUGUUCAUCUGGAAGAAGAUAAAAAGUUCUGGUGCAGAAAAUCCCCUUGAAGUUCAACGGAAUGGAACUGAGAUACAUCCCUUAAACUGACGUUCCAGUCUAAACCAGGAAGGGAGCCUCCACACUGAAGAAUGUUUUCCUGUCCAGGUUUUCCUCUACUGAAG
This is a messenger RNA of Tachysurus vachellii, 2081 nucleotides long. RefSeq names its product DLA class I histocompatibility antigen, A9/A9 alpha chain-like. The transcript is spliced from 8 exons. The record is from RefSeq and is a predicted model, not a curated record. Gene Ontology annotation, biological process: immune response. Lineage: Eukaryota; Metazoa; Chordata; Actinopteri; Siluriformes; Bagridae. Gene Ontology annotation, cellular component: external side of plasma membrane. The coding region runs from base 793 to 2007 and encodes 404 amino acids.